Molecule: messenger RNA, 1198 nt
Organism: Sinocyclocheilus rhinocerous
Lineage: Eukaryota; Metazoa; Chordata; Actinopteri; Cypriniformes; Cyprinidae
Product: RRP15-like protein
Exons: 5
Coding region: 65-877 (270 amino acids)
Biological process (GO): maturation of 5.8S rRNA; maturation of LSU-rRNA
Cellular component (GO): preribosome, large subunit precursor
Source: RefSeq, a predicted model, not a curated record
CCUUUCCUGAGCGCCUCUUGUUCCACACGGACUGUUUAGCGAGUACUCGUAAAUAUCAGUAAAGAUGGCGACGCUCUUGAAGAAGCCACAUGUCGUUGUUGAAGAGGGAAAUGAGGAAGAGUGUGGCGUUUCUGAUGACAGCGUCAGUAAUGAUGGAGAGAGUGGACCAGGAAGUGAUCAGGAGGGAUCCGGUGUGGGAAGUGAUGUAGAAGACAGCGGUGAUGAGGAUGGAAAGAGUGAAGAAGGACAGAAUGGAGAUGGUGUGGAAAAUCCCAACGUCGGAUGGGCUGAAGCCAUGGCCAAAAUCCUGGGGAAAAAAACGCCAGACAGCAAACCCAGCAUCCUCCUGAAGAACAAAGAGCUGGACAAGAUCAAAGAGAAGGAGAAGAAAGAGCGACUUAAAAAAAAGAAACAGAUCGAUAAGAAACGAGCAUGGGAGAAUAUGUGCAGAGAGAAGCCUGAUGUGGUUCGAGACCGAGAGCAUGAGCGGAACCUACAGAAAAUUGCUACUAGAGGUGUGGUGCAGUUGUUCAACGCAGUGAAGAAGCAUCAGAAGAACGUGGACGAAAGGAUAAAGGAAGUUGGGGGUUCAGAGAGAAAGAAAUCCAGAAUUCUGUCCUCAGUGACUAAGAAGGACUUUAUUGAUGUCUUGAGAGGAGCAGACGUGGCUCACAAACCGGCCAUUAAAAAAGAGAAAGUGCAGCCUGUAGAAGUGAAAGGGGAGAAUCCGUCCUGGAGCGUGUUGAGGGAUGAUUUUAUGAUGGGCACAUCCAUGAAGGACUGGGAUAAGGAGAGUGAUGAAGAGCGUGAAGGAGAAGAGGAGGGAGGAGAAGACAACCUUGAGUCUGAUGAAGACUGCAGCAGUGAAUCGGACUGAUCCAUCACUACUGCACAUGUGCAUCAUGUAGUGCAUACAUGCAAGUGCUCUUAGAGACCCCGAGAUCUGCCCUGCGCCGAGAGACAAGACUCAGCAUUACCUGGAGUUCUCAGAGGGUGGAUCAUGUGGUACUGGGAUAGAGAGAGACAGUAAUCUGUGAUGUUGCCCUGAUCUUGAUUUGUUAAUGUGUCCUGGUAAAGCAGGGUCUUUUUUGAGUGCAUUGAUGAGUGCUGCACAUUUUGCCAAACCUCUGUGCUCUUUUUCUGUAUAUAGUCAUUUAUAUCACAGUGUCCUUUGCUAAAUAAAUCAUUUCCUUCAUGA